AUUGGAAAUUAUUCAUUCUACAUGGUAUCAGAGCCCUAAUUCUCGGCUUCCGUUUCCUCCCUCUCUCUCUCGAUCGGCAACCUCCCCCCACCCACCGAUAUGUUCUCUCUCUCCCGGCAGCCAUGGCCGAUGAAAACUCCUCCUCCGGCAAGGUGAUCUCCACCUCCGACACCUCUUCCUCCAACAACUCCCCCCAUCUCGCCUUCACCACUAUAUCCAACAUCAAACUUCAUAUUCCCGUGCAACUAAGUCUUUCAGAGCCAAAUUACAAAAAGUGGAGCCGCUUGUUCCGUCUCUUGAUUCUUCGCUUCAAUCUCAAGGGUUUCAUCGACAGCACCACUCUUGCCUCCUCUGCGGAUGAUGCCGAAUGGUAUCAAUUUGAUGCCCUAAUUCAAGGAUGGCUCUUGUCCACAAUCACGGAUGAGGUUUCCGAUCUCGUUCUUGCCAAUAAUCUCUCCGCUCAUGCACUAUGGAAAGCUAUCUACAAUCUCUUCCAUGACAACAAGCAUGCACGGGAGAUGCAAUUGGAACACCGCUUCCGCAAUACCGUGAAAGGCAAUCGAUCUAUCAACGAAUAUUGUCGCCUUCUCAAAAAUCUCUCCGAAUACCUUGAUGAUGUUGAUGCUCCGGUGACCGAGCAUGCUCUCGUUUUACAGGUUCUCCAAGGAUUGCCACACGACAUUCGUGGCCAAGUUCAAUUUCUCGAGUACCAAAAUCCUCUCCCCACUUUUCUGGAAGUCCGGUCCGCACUCCUCCUCGUCGAACAGCAACAAUUAGACUCCAUCCAUGGCGCCGGCGCGUCGCCCACUGCCUUCCUAAGCACCGGCAGUGGCAGCGGCUUUGGGGCAGCGCACAGCGGCAAGACAGGGCGGACGGACGUGGUGGGAGCGGCGGAUAUGGCAGAGCUCCUGGCGGCGGCAGUGGUGGCGGCGGCAACCGCGGCAGGGGCCGCGGUCGAGGACGUGGCAGCGGUGGAUCUCAGCGGCACCCAUCGGGUCACUCAGCCUGGCAGUAUCCCUCCCCCCAACCCACAGCUCGCAGGACGACUAAAAGGGGAGUUUGCUAUGACAGACAUGGGUGACCUCCACUUCUUUCUUGGGAUCAAUGUUCAGUGGACCUCUCACAGCCUGUUCCUCACUCAGACUCAGUUCAUCUAUGACAUCCUUGAACAGGCCGGCAUGACCACGUGCAAGCCCGUUUCUACACCCGUGGACACCCGCGGGAAACUCUCGGCCACCACCGGCGAUCCAGCACCAGAUCCCUCUCUCUAUCGGAUCAUGGCAUACUUUGCAUACCGCGACAAGAGGUCAGGCCUAGUGCGCCUCUUUCGCGGGCCCGUCCAAGAGCCUGCGGGAUCCAACGGGUUUUCAUCACGAGGGCUUGUGACUUUUGUGCUCGGUAAGAGACGAAAGAACAAGAGGAAGGUAUACGACUCCAAGGAGCGCUACCGGCGUGCGCAUCGUAAGGCAAGGAUAACAAAACUGAAGAUCUGGAAACGCCGGAAAGCGGCGUGGGAAAGAGAUGACCCUGAGGAAACAUUCAGCAUGGACUCUGCUAAUAGUAUCUGCGGCAGAGGUGUGGAUAUUCCUCCAGUGGACUCAGCCCGACUUGACUAGUGGGUUAUUUGCUAACUUAUGGCAUAGUCGAGGACAGUGUUACGAGAAUGGAGAUUGGACGGGGUAAUGCCAAUAAUGGAGUCUAUGUUCU
Cuscuta campestris is the source of this 1707-nucleotide messenger RNA. NCBI's taxonomy places the organism in Eukaryota, Viridiplantae, Streptophyta, Magnoliopsida, Solanales, Convolvulaceae. The record is from the annotation of a GenBank genome assembly.